UCGCCAAUCCUAAGAUGGCGUCAAAGUGACAUGCAUUUCUUGAUAGUUUUCAUACGAACAAUUGAGAAAUUAAACUUUCGCAGUGUUUACUUUUACAAAUUGUCAAUAAAAUAAAUGGAAUUAUAAAAGAAUAGCGUGUGUUUUAUUAUUGUAAUUGAGAACAAGAUAAAAUUUGCAAAAAUGACGCUAACUAACAGAAUGGAGGUAGAUGAGAAGAAUGCAAAAGGAGAAGGUUUUAAACCAUACUAUAUAACGAAGAUUGAAGAACUACAACUAAUAGUAGCAGAGAAAAGUCAGAAUUUAAGAAGAUUGCAAGCACAGCGUAAUGAAUUAAAUGCAAAAGUGCGUAUGUUACGAGAAGAAUUACAGCUUUUACAAGAACAAGGUUCCUAUGUUGGAGAAGUUGUAAAACCGAUGGAUAAAAAGAAAGUUUUAGUUAAAGUUCAUCCCGAAGGAAAAUUUGUAGUUGAUUUGGAUAAAAAUAUUGAUAUUAAUGAUGUAACACCAAAUUCAAGAGUAGCUUUGCGCAAUGAAAGUUAUACAUUGCAUAAAAUUUUACCUAACAAAGUGGAUCCACUAGUUUCAUUGAUGAUGGUAGAAAAAGUACCAGAUUCUACUUAUGAAAUGGUAGGAGGCUUAGAUAAACAGAUAAAAGAAAUUAAAGAGGUUAUCGAAUUGCCUGUUAAACAUCCAGAAUUAUUUGAUGCACUUGGUAUCGCUCAACCAAAGGGUGUUCUUUUAUAUGGUCCACCAGGAACAGGAAAAACUUUGUUAGCAAGAGCCGUAGCACAUCACACAGAGUGCACAUUUAUUCGUGUAUCCGGUUCAGAGUUAGUUCAAAAGUUUAUCGGUGAAGGAUCAAGAAUGGUUCGUGAAUUAUUUGUAAUGGCAAGAGAACAUGCUCCUUCUAUAAUAUUCAUGGAUGAAAUUGAUUCCAUUGGUAGUUCUCGUAUUGAAUCUGGAUCUGGUGGUGAUAGUGAGGUUCAACGGACUAUGUUGGAAUUACUUAAUCAAUUAGAUGGUUUUGAAGCAACCAAAAAUAUCAAAGUUAUUAUGGCCACUAAUAGAAUAGACAUUUUAGAUCCUGCUUUACUUCGACCAGGUCGUAUAGAUCGUAAGAUUGAAUUUCCACCUCCUAAUGAAGAAGCUAGACUUGAUAUUCUUAAAAUUCAUUCUAGAAAAAUGAAUUUAACGAGAGGUAUCAAUUUAAGAAAAAUUGCUGAACUUAUGCCAGGUGCAUCAGGAGCAGAAGUCAAAGGUGUCUGCACAGAAGCUGGCAUGUAUGCUCUUAGAGAACGACGAGUUCAUGUAACUCAAGAAGAUUUUGAGAUGGCUGUUGCUAAAGUCAUGCAAAAAGAUUCGGAGAAAAAUAUGUCGAUUAAAAAAUUGUGGAAAUAAUUACUUCAAAUAAUCUAUCAGAUUGUCAGAUUGAUAUCAAUUAUAUAUUGCAACUUUUAUAAUAAUGUUUCUAAUAUAUAUAUAUAUUGAUCAAAUUGUACGUAGAGAAAUAAAAUUAAUUAACUUUACAAACAAAAUCAUAAGAUAACUUGUUUGAUAUUCGUGUAAUUUCUAUUCAAACUAAUAUGAAUACAAAAAUAACCAGAUUCAUCAAAAUAUUUAUACUAUAAAAUUUCGAUGAAAUUGUGUUUUAUUAACAUGAAUAAAAAUAAUUUGUUGUUAAAUGUACUUUAAUAAAACUAUAAUUUACUCAUAGUUAAACGCUUUACUAUGUUGACCACGAGAUGCCGAAUCUCUAUUUAUUCUUAUAUAUUGUUAUUUAUUUGUUUGUUCUGACAAUUGAAAUAAUAUAUUAACGUCUAAGCAAUUUUAAGACCUCCCCGCUUCGUAAUCUUCGUACUCUUCGUAGUCUUGAUUGUAUAAGAAAAUGACAUUAGUGAAUUAAUUAUAUACAUACAUACGAUUUCAGAAGGUUGAAUAAUAAAAUUAUAAAAAUUGCUUAA
Messenger RNA from Polistes dominula (European paper wasp), 1961 nucleotides. RefSeq names its product 26S proteasome regulatory subunit Rpt6 (gene Rpt6). Lineage: Eukaryota; Metazoa; Arthropoda; Insecta; Hymenoptera; Vespidae. Gene Ontology annotation, molecular function: ATP binding; ATP hydrolysis activity. The record is from RefSeq and is a predicted model, not a curated record.